Molecule: messenger RNA, 2541 nt
Organism: Chara braunii
Lineage: Eukaryota; Viridiplantae; Streptophyta; Charophyceae; Charales; Characeae
Source: the annotation of a GenBank genome assembly
GUAGAGAGGGUGCGGCGGUUUGCACACGAGCGUGGUCUCGAUGUCCCGCGGUCUGGUGCGAUGGGUGGCGAGGCAGAGCGUCCUGCACAGGGCGUGGGCGAGGGAGAGGAUACCGAGCGUUAUGCGGAGGGAGGUGUUGCGAGAUAUGGGGAGGGUGCGGGUGCCGCGGAGGAGGACGAGGCAGACGUUGACCUAGAGGUUGGCGUGGCUGAGGGAGAGCGGGCACCGAGGGGAGACGGGGGCGUGCCGAAGUCCGAUCCGAUGGCUCGUCACAGGGCGGUGGACUGGGAGCGGAAGUGCGAGAAGAAGCCCGUCCCGCCCAAGAUGACAUGCAUGCCGAGUUCUUCGAAGAGUGUUGUUCCUGAUAGAGCAUGCACGCCAGGUUCUUCGAAGUGGAAGGAGGCGGGUGCACAUGUUUCUGCAACCAAUGCAGGGAAGAGGCUGCGGCAACAGAAAAUGACGGACACGUAUGGUGGCGAGUGGAUCGCAUCCGCUCCGACCGCUCCUGUUCGGCAUGACGAGUGCUCACCUGCACCGGUUGGGAGGGAGGACUUGGGAUCCUCGUUGCGCAUCCACGGGCAUGGAUCAUUGUUUAGCGUAGGCCGUCAGCUCGUUUUGGAUCCGCGUGCAUCGAGCGACUUGCGGGAGAUGGGUGUUCAUAGCGGGGUACCACCGGUGGAGGAGAGGGAGAGACGAGUGGAGGAGCACGGAGCCGCCGAAGUGGGCGGAGUUGAGGGUAUUCGGGGUAUGGAGGAGGAGGUAGAUGGAGCAGUGGGGGGUGUGGUGGAGGUAGAUGAUGGUACGCACACCGAGAGAGAGGAGGCCAUGGCGAGGGUUGAUGAUGGUGAGCAGGUUGAGGGGGCGGAGGGCGUGCUGCCAUCGGAGGUUGAGAGGGAGCGCGACUUGGCGAGGAUGAGAGUUGAGAGAGAGGAGGGCGUGGCAGGGGUAGAUGAUGGUGAUGCCCAGGUUGAGAUGGAGGAGGAUGUGGUGAGGGCAGAUGCUGCUGCGUUCGUUGGGGGAGAGGAGGGUGUGGUAGGGGGGGACGUCCCCCAUGGUAGAGGAGAGGGAGGAGACGACCUUGACCCGAUCGUCCAGCGUUUCGUUGAUGACGAGAUAGGUCCCGCACUAGCGGGUUUGACCCCGGGCACGAGGAGGGCGCUGGGUGCGUCGCCAUCAGGACAGAGGGGGGCAUCAGGGUUGGGGAUGGGGGAUUUCAUGGACAUGUAUGUGGGGGAUCCUCCCAGCCCUAGUCACGGAGACAGAGAGGAUGUGGCGCGUGCCCUAGCGGCCGCUGGGCACUCCACAGAGGAGAUCGAGCAGGCAUUUGCAGGACACUCCGGGAGAGAGACAGACACGCUUCAGCAGGGGUGCGAGGAGGUAGUAGAGCAGCCACAGGCGGAGCGUGAGGAUGCACCCGCUGCAGAUAUCCCCGGAGGUAGCAGUUCAUUGGUACCAUUCACGGGCAUGUGGAUGACGGCGACGAUGCGGCCAGUUCGACCGUGUGUGCAGGGGUCAGAUCCUGGGGAGGUGGCAUUUGUUCAGGUACCACCGCUCAUAGUCGUGGAUUUAGGAUCUGAGCCAACGCUUCAUACACCGGUUACUGGGCGGCGAGCUCCUCAGGAUACAACUCGCCCAUUGGAUUUCGCGGAGCUCGCACGGGGUGUUGUGCGUGAUGUGACACGGCAGGAGGACACCGACCCUAGCAGACCACUUAUGUCGCCUCCUCCUCCCAGAUUACGUCACAGUGAUUCCCCCUCGACACCAGUCGGUCGCACCCCCCGUUCACCAUCCACGCCGACCAGACCCAGGGUUUGUGACACGACGGUCGUAGGGAGCCUCCCUCUUGACACGUCGCUAUUCGGGAGGACGGAUAUCGACCUGGAGUCCGCCGCUUUGGCAGCAGCAGCACGUGCUGUGCGUGACCAGACUUUGCACAGGAGCGGAGUAGCUCGUCCGCGUCCCAUGCCUGCCACGGGGGGUGCCGCAUUGGAGGAGUCUUCUGGAGCCGAGGGGUUGGGGAUGCCGCGCGGUUCUUGUCGUGAGAAGACAGACGUAGAGGUGACUCAUGUGAGUGCUAGGCUUGUUCGGGUGAGGACGGGGGCUGACCCUGUGACCGUGGUGGAGGACGAUCCCGAGACGGAGCCUGCAUGUGAGGAGGUCGCACAGGAGGGUGACGAGUACAGGGACGACGAGGAGCGUGAGGAGGAGGAGAGCGACAGCGGGGAUGAUGGCAGCUACCACGACGACGACGACGAGCCCUCCCCUCCACCGCAGCAUGGUUCUCGUAGACGACGUGGCUCUCGUAGACGACACGAUGACGUCGACGACCCGUCCCCUCCAGGGCGGCGGGAGACGAGGAGUCGAAGGAGGCGAGGGUCAUCCGUUGCGACAGCGCCGGGGCAAGGGAGUGUUUCAUCGACACGCAGCACGAGUGGGGCGAGGCAGAGAGGCAGUGGUAAGGGGAAGGGAAGUCGACGGUAUUGACAGCUUCGUUCCCCUUCCAUGACGCCUUUAUGUUGUUAGUGCUCAGUGUUCUGACGU